This is a messenger RNA of Sinocyclocheilus rhinocerous, 1825 nucleotides long. Its product is annotated as eukaryotic translation initiation factor 4H-like. The transcript is spliced from 8 exons. The record is from RefSeq and is a predicted model, not a curated record. Gene Ontology annotation, molecular function: RNA binding. Lineage: Eukaryota; Metazoa; Chordata; Actinopteri; Cypriniformes; Cyprinidae. Bases 81 to 854 code for a protein of 257 amino acids.
GGGCAGCUAAAGCUCGCAGCCGUAUAUUUUGGGGUCCUUCAGCGUCAGACUGCUGCUUUCUCUGGACAGCUUCUUCGUCAAUGGCGGAUUACGAUAACUACGAGGACCGGGACCGGGCUUACGGGAGCUUCGGCGGGGGGAGAGGACCCCGAGGCGGCGGCGGCGGUGGCCCAGGCGGACCCCGAAAGCAGAAGGAGCUUCCCACAGAGCCGCCCUACACGGCGUACGUCGGCAACCUGCCCUUCAACACAGUGCAAGGAGACAUAGAUGCCAUCUUCAAAGACCUCAGCAUCAGGAGCGUUCGACUAGUGCGAGACAAAGAGACUGACAAGUUCAAAGGUUUCUGUUAUGUAGAGUUUGACGACUUGGAAGCUCUAAAAGAGGCUUUGGCAUAUGAUGGCGCUCUGCUAGGGGACCGAUCUUUGAGGGUGGAUAUCGCAGAGGGCCGAAGGCAAGAACGUGGCGCCGGAGGCUUCGGCUUCCGGAAAGACGACAGAGGCCGUGGUGGCUCCCGUGGGGCCAGAGGAGGGGGACAUGACUCCAGAGACGACUACGACCAGUCUGGAGGAGGUGUGGCGUGUGAACUGGGAUUUAGAGAUGAGGACUUCGUGGGUGGGAGGAGUCGAGGAGGCGGUCGCCCUGGCGACAGAAGGGGGGGCGGAGGAGGCAUGGGACGCUUCAGAGAUGGACCUCCUCGCGGAGGCCAGGCAGACUUCAGAGAACCCUCUGACGAGGAAAGAGCGCAGAGACCAAGGCUACAGCUGAAGCCGCGUACAGUGGCAGCUCCCCUUAACCAAGUGGCCAACCCCAACUCUGCCAUCUUUGGGGGUGCCAAACCCAGGGAGGAGAAUUAGUAUCUGUGUCAGUGUGGCUGCAUUAUUCCGGAAGGCUAUACUGGAUUCUACUGGCUUUGAUCACCAUAAAAUCUUUCAAAGACUUCAGUGACACGCAGGCAGGGGCACGAGGUGCUGGUCUCCUCUCGAAUCCAAACGAGCCCUCAUCCGAUUGGCUUAAAAAAGGACGUGGAGGUGGGGGCUCUAGAAAGGGGCGGGGCUCAGUCUUAACUCCGCCUCUGCCUGUCCUCGCUGGCUCCACCCACACGCCGCAAAGAACCCAAACUUGGAGGACAGCAUCUCCAGGUUGAUUGCGUUUAAGGACUUCGACAUCUCUUUCCCUUCCCAAAGUACCUUUGUGUUUUUGAAUUUGUAGACGCGCGGACGUAAUUGCCGCCGUGUCCUUUUUAUAUUUUGCUCUUUACAUUUCUUUGCUGUAUUUGAGGAUUAAAAGGUUGAGCUUGAUUCUUAAUUAAACCAUUUCAAAGUGAAGAGCUUUUUGAGUUCUUGUUGCCUCGUCUUUACGAAAGAUUUUCCCAACCUGACCAAAUCCUGGCUCAUCCAGAGCUUUCGGGAACAAUGUGCCACAUGUUUCAUUCAUUUAGAAGAGUAUGCAUGAUAGGUUUGGUUGGUGACACAAGGGUCUACAGUCUACAGCGACAUCCACAGCUUGACGGCAAUGUAUUUCUUUCCAGACCAGAAAAUCUAGUAGAAACUAUGAACCAUAACACCAUCAGUACUGCCUUUCCAUAUGAAGCUAAUUGAACAAAAAUGAACUGCUCGCACAUUUCCAGACACGCCAGUGACGCCAGGCGCUGCUGUAGUUUCAUCGAGUGUAGAGUCCUCAUGGGAAAUCCUUCUCUUCACAUUUUACUGGAUAUAAAUGAGGAAGUUCGUUUUUUUUUCUUACUGUAUAAUGGAGGUCAGCUGUUUUUAUUCUUUUGUUUUUUCAUUUUCCUACACUGUUAAUGGCAAUAAAUUGUAUCAUCUUA